AAGUUCAGUGUUGACUGUUGCCGCUGGAGUUCUGUAUUCUGUAAUAAUUGAGUCGUAGCUAAACGCAACGUGGAGCGGACGCGCGUAGCUCCACUUUUACAAGUUUUAUAAUCACGAUAUACCCGUUUAUUCUGACCCUUGAUUCACGAGUGAAAUAAGACUAUACAGUGCUAAAUAUUCAGUGAAAAUUAUUUGUGUUGAGUGCGUGUUGCCAGUAAUAUGGAGCUAGAUAAACAAACACCCAUGAAACUUAAAGUGCUUCAUGUUUUAAGAAGAUUUAUCGCUAGGAUAGCUCGAAUUUUCUUCAGCUUGUAUUAUUACAAUGAUAGCAAGAAAAUCCCACCGAUAAAAAGUGAUAUUCUGAAAGAGCCGGCUAUUGAAGUGGCCAGAAAAAUUAGAAAUAAAGAGAUAACAAGUGUGGAAGUACUGGAAGAAUGCGUCAAAAGAAUUAACGAUAUCAAUUCACCUAUGAAUUGUUUCAUAGAAAAUCGAUUUGAGUUAGCGUACAGAGAGGCUCGGGAGGCCGAUGCACUCAUACAGAGUGGAACUAAAUCCGCUGACGAAUUGCUUAAAGAGAAGCCCUUCCUUGGCGUCCCUUUUACUUGUAAAGACAGUAUCGGUGUUAAAGGUCUUCACCAAACUGCUGGUGUCGUGUCCCGGAGAGAUUACAUAGCCGAAGAGGACGCCGAAGUCAUUAAACUAUUACGUAAUAAAGGAGCCAUAAUAAUUGGUACCUCGAACGUACCUGAAGUGUGCAUGUGGUGGGAAACACACAAUCACAUAUAUGGAAGAACCAAUAACCCGUACGACACUACAAGGAUUGUCGGAGGUUCCUCUGGGGGUGAGGGAGCCAUGCAAGGAGCUGGUGGCAGUAUUUUCGGCAUAGGUUCGGAUAUAGGAGGAUCAAUCCGCAUGCCAGCUUUCUUUAAUGGAAUAUUUGGACAUAAGCCUUCGCGUAACAUAGUUUCUAACCAUGGGCAAUACCCAACUCCAAACACCGAAUAUAUAAAUUCAUUUUUGGGUGUUGGUCCAAUGACGAGACACGCAGUUGAUAUGAAACCGAUAUUAGAGAUUAUAUCCGGUGAGAAUAGUAAAAAACUGAACCUUAAUGAACCUGUUGAUGUUGGAAAACUAAAGGUAUUCUACCAAAUAAACAACAAUGCUCCACUCACAGACCCUGUUGACCCAGAUAUUGAAACUGCCAUGUUAAAAGUCGUAGAAUAUUUGAACGUAAAGCACAAAAUAGUGGCAGAGGAGAAAAAAAUAUCACUGCUGAGAAAAUCUUUACCAAUCUGGUUUACAAAUAUGAAGAGUACCAAAUUAUUCGGCACCUUCCUCAUGAAAGAUUGUAGCAUUGUGUCCAUUAUAAAGGAGAUAUUUAAAAACAUCAUUGGCUGCUCGGAAAAUACGUUGAUCGCAUUAUUUACUUCGCUCCUUGAUUAUGGAGGAAUAAAAUACGAAGACGAAAAGUACAAAGCGUAUGUUAAACUUCGACAAGAGUUGGAAAAUAUAUUUAAAGACAUGUUGGGUGAUGACGGAGUAUUUUUGUACCCCACACAUCCGACCCCAGCGUUGUAUCACAAUGAACCAGUGUUGCGAUCUAUGAAUUUCGCGUAUACUGCGAUAAUAAAUUGUCUUGGGUUCCCAGCUACUACUAUUCCAUUAGGACUGAGCCGAGAAGGCCUUCCCGUUGGUAUCCAAGUAAUUGCAAAUCAUAACAAUGACAGAUUAUGUCUCGCUUUCGCUGAGGAACUAGACAAAGCUUUUGGAGGUUGGAUAGAGCCACAGAAUAGUUCAAAAUAGAAACUUAUUUAAAAUCAGUAUUAUAGUUUAAAGUUACUACAUAUUUUAUAUGAGGAAGGCUUUUAAAUAAAAAAGCAGGUUAAAUAGCACAUGCUACACUACAUGUUUUGUAUUUUAUUACAAAAUAUUUACUGCAUAUUGUAUUUUGGAAAGUAUGUGCCUAGAAUAUAAUAGGUAUUCCAUUAAAUGGAAGAAGAAUCAUCAAAGUUUAAUAAAAAAUUUCAGAAACAAGUUGGAAAUUAUAAAUAAUAAAUAAUUUGUAAACACAAUGUUUGAAAAAACUAUAUUUUAAUAAACAUUUAAUGAGAUUUAACGAGAUUAAUAUGCUUUUGCACGAAAAUUUGAAAUUGUUCUAUGAAUUAAUAUUAUAUUGAUUAUUGUCACAAAUAAAAAUACAAUUAUAA
Messenger RNA from Colias croceus (clouded yellow), 2207 nucleotides. Its product is annotated as fatty-acid amide hydrolase 2-A-like. The record is from RefSeq and is a predicted model, not a curated record. Bases 220 to 1803 code for a protein of 527 amino acids. The transcript has 6 exons. NCBI's taxonomy places the organism in Eukaryota, Metazoa, Arthropoda, Insecta, Lepidoptera, Pieridae.